AUGCGUCAAGACGAGUGGGAUGAGUUCCAGCACAAUUGGUACCGAGUCUCGGCCGUUCUCGCCCUUCUAACCAACUCGAUUCUCGUUCAUUUGGUACUCUGUCACUCGCCAAAGAGUCUCGGAACCUACAAAUAUCUGAUGGUUUGCAUUUGUAUCUUUGAAGUUGUGUACGAAAGUUUGGACUUGGCUGCCUCGCCGGUAGGCAUUUUCGGUUUUCAAAAUGAUUUAUUGCGGUUGCAGGACAUGUACACGAAGGAUUCGGCGUUUUUGGUAGUGGUCAGCGAUAAGAAGUCUCCUUUUCCAGCCGCCACGUUGCUAAUCAUCAACUGUACGUGAUAAGGUGAUGCCAAUUAAAACAAGCCAAGUUUUCAGUGUCCUACUGCGCUUGCUUCGGAAUUUCCCUCGCCAUUUUCGCUGUUCACUUUGUCUAUCGAUACUUGGUUAUCAUUGGGUAAAUGCCAAAUUGUUCUAAAUCAUCAGUGAUGUGUUCAGACACAAGGAAUGGAUUAGACGAUCAUUGCGAAACAUCGUUUUCUGGUUGGUGGCUCCGCUCAUCUUCGGAGGCGCCUGGGUGCUCACGGCUAGAGUUUUCAUCUCGCCCGAACCGUUUUUGGAUGAUGUGUUGAGGUAAGAACGCUCAGCUGUCUGUAGAUAUAUCGAAAAGUUGUGUACACAAUUUCACAAUAAAAAGUUUAUUAGUACCACGGCGACCAAACGCACGGUUUAUCACCAUUUUGGCGCGAAAUUCGAAAUUUAACCCCAUUUUUCAUGUUUUUCGUCAAUAAUUACCCAAAGUUUGUACGAUUUCGGCGACGACGAUGCAUAAUAACUUUGUUAAACUAAUCAUCGCGGCACUUUUUGAGCUUAAAACGAGCAGGUUUCAUUCUGAAAUGAAUCAAUUGAAACGAUUUUAAGUGUUGUGCUGAAAAUGUGCGAAUUUCAGUCAUUCGCCGAUACUUUUUGCCGUUUGAACGCUUAAAAUACUUGUAUUAACGUGCUUAAUCACUUCCGACACUCACUUCGUCUCAAAACUAUCCACAUCGGCCGGUAUGAAAAUUCCGAAAUUGCGGCGGCGAUUGGCCGCGGAGAGCCUAUUGCGAAAUAUGCCAAAAACGUCUCAACGCGGCGUUUUCACUAAAAUUUCAAUUUUUUCUCUUUUUAAUGUCUCUUCUUUCGUCGAUAUCAACACACAAAAAUAUCGGAAAAGUGUGCUGAAAUUGCGGCAAUUUUCAGAAAACGCGUCUCAGAUUAGGCCACGCCCCUUUCUACACUUUUGGUCGCCGUGUUGAGAUGACAAAUUUUUGAUAUCUCUUCCCGCAGCUGAGAUAUAUCGUCUUAAAUGAAUUACAAACUUUCAAUGUUUCACAAGUCCCACUUUUAUACAAUUUUGCGUCAACGUUCAAUCAUUCUUUAAUAAACCAUUUUCAGAAAAGAGAUGAUAUCGCAGUACGGGAUGGGCGUGGAGAGCAUCGCCUACGUCGGUCCGUACUUUUACCCGACGGACAGGAACGGAACCAAGAUGGCCAAUUGGAAGGCCAUCCACGGAAUGAUUCUUUUCGUCGUCAUGAUUGUCACCUCGCUCUUCACAAUGGUUUAUUUCGGCCUCAAAUCCUACGUGGCGAUCAACAGCGCCGUGCCCCGUCUCUCCCAAUCCGUGCGCUUCAAGAGUCUGCAGUCCCAGUUGCUCUACGCUCUGAUCCUCCAAACGAUCAUCCCGUUGACCCUGAUGCACGUGCCCAUUAGUAUCUGCUUCUUGAUUCCCUAUUUCGAGUAUUCAAAAGAGGUCUUCGGGCGGUUUCUGACCAUUUCGAUUGCGGUCUACCCCGUUUUGGAUCCGCUUCCCAACAUGUUUCUGAUCAAGGAUUAUCGGAACGUUUUGAAGAAAAGUACAGAGUUGGAGGAACGAGAAAUCAAGUGGAAAUGAGAAUUCUUUCAGGAAUGUCUAUUAUUAUGGCAGUGCCGACGGAAGUAUCGACGCUGACUUUCAGAGGGACGACACAUGCUUAA
Caenorhabditis sp. 36 PRJEB53466 is the source of this 2007-nucleotide messenger RNA. The record is from the annotation of a GenBank genome assembly. NCBI's taxonomy places the organism in Eukaryota, Metazoa, Nematoda, Chromadorea, Rhabditida, Rhabditidae.